AUGGAGCCCAGUCCCGAGGCGCCGUCAACCGUACCGGCGACAGCGGCACAAGCCGUAUCCCACUUCAAUCCUCGUCCGUUUUCCUUCUUGCUGGUCCUCGUCGGCCCGCCAGGCAGCGGCAAAAGCAGAUUUGCUGGACUCUUGAUUGCGGAUGCUGCUUUACGAUAUGAGCGCGUUUGCCAGGACGUGGCGUCAGCGCGAGGGACUCCUGGCACUCGGAAGCAGUGCUUGGCGCAAGUGAGGAGGCACCUCCAAUCGGGGGCGAGUGUGGUGCUGGACCGUUGCAACAUGAGCGUGGAGCAGCGCGCCGAGUUCCUCGCGCUCGCGCGCAACUGCUACGUGCAGUCGCACGUGCUCGUGUUUGACCUCCCCGUGGCGCUCGUCGUGCAGCGCGCGGUCAACCGAGUCAACCACGAGGGCGGCGUGCAGGGCCCCCGGGCUGCGAGCAUCAUACGGCACCAGAUGAAGAUGCGCGAGCCCCCUGCAGCGGUGGAGGGCUUUCAGCGCGUCACUGUGUGCCGCACCGACGCCCACGUCGACCAGGCGCUCUCCUUCUACCGCGCGCUCUGCCCCUCCACUUUCGCUGCUGCCAGUGGUGGUUGUGCUGCUGAGGAUCCUGGCGUGGUGGGGCUGCAAGGGGCGGGAGGAGGAAGCCUGGAGGUGCAAAGAAUGCAGCAGAGGCACGGGGGAGAGGAGCUAGACGCGCGGGUACGGGAGAUGCAGCUGGGGCACUGGAGAGAGGGGGAAGAUGCGCAAGCGCAGGGACAGGGAUCAGAGGGAGCAGAGGGAGCAGAGGGAGCGAGGCAGGGAGGCCUCGUGGACGGGCGGGGGGAGGGCCUUGUGGAUGCGCAGGGGGAAGGGCUCGUCAAUGGACGGGAAGAGGGUUGCGCGGAUGGGCGGGGAGCAGAGGGGGGUGAAUGGCGACAUGUGCAUGCACAUGGGAACCUGGAGGGCUCGUAUGGGUUGAGGCAAGACGGAUGUGAGCAGGUUGCUCCUGCCGCUAAUGAAGGGGCCGAGAAAAACGAGGGUCGGCAAAGAGGAGGGGAGGGGGGAGGCAAGGGCGACGAGCACGAUCAGGAGAGGGGGGAGCGCAGAGAUCACCAGAAGGUGGAUGGAAACAAGGGAGAGGAGCAGGACGAUGAGAUAGACGAGGAGGAGCAGCAGCCACCGCAGCCACCGCCGCAGCAGCAGCAACAGCAAGCGCAGCAGCGGGAGGCAGCAGGACGGUGGGUGCUGGCGUUUCCGUCCAUCUCAACGGCUGACUUCAAGUUUGACAGGGAGAGGGCGGCUGCAGUGGUGCUUGACUGCGUCACUGAGUUCCUCUGGCGCAACGGGGGCAGCAGUCACGGCAGCACCACUGCCAGGAGUGCGGGCGAGGGCAGAGUGGGUGCGGAGGGUCGUGAGGGUGGUGGGGACUGUGAGGGUGGUGUGGGUGGUGUCGAGGAAGGGGAGAGGGAAGGGAGCAGGUUUGAAGGGAUGGUUAUAAGUGGUACUGGUGCUGCCACUGCUGCUGACGAUGGUGGUGGUGGUGCGGUUGCUGGCACUAAUGUUGAUGCUAGUGCUGCUGCUGCUGCUGUUGCUGCUGCUGCUGCUGCGAUGAGGUCGGAUGGCGGCAUUGAAUGCCACGUCAUCGCAAACUCGGCCAACUGCCGUCUGUUACCGGCCCGUGAGGGGGUAAGGCACGUGGUGCACGUGGUGGGACCCAAUAUGAAUCCUCGUCGCCCCAACUGUCUGGAUGGUGACUAUAACGAGGGCGAGAGGCUGCUCAGGUCCGCGUAUGGGGCGCUCUUUAGAGAGUUCCGCCUGCUGGCCAAGGGGGGAGAGGAGGGGCGCGCGGAUAGGGCGGAUGGAGGGGAGGAGGGAGUGGGGAGAGUGAGGGCGAGGGAGCAGGGUGGAGAUGGGGAGAGAGGGAUGGAAGGGGGAGUGGAAGGGCGAGGAGGCUGGGGGGUUGUGGGGGAAGGUCGGGUUGGGAAAGAGGGAUUGGUUGCAGCUGAGGGUGGGAUGAGGGGAGAAGGGAGGAGGUGGGUGGAGGAGGCACGUGAUGGGCUUGCAGGGACGAAGGUAAGAGAGUCUGUGGGAGGAGAAGAGAGGGGAAGGGAGGAGAGGGACAAUGGUGGGUCGUGGGAGGAUGGGGUAGGUGGCGGAGUGGGGAUGAGGAGAAGAGAUGGAGGUGCUGGGGGUGAUUCUGGAAAGGGGAAGAGGAAAGCUCGUGAGGGUGAGAGGGACGAGGUCGACGAGAGGAGAGCAGUGGGAGCGGGGAGUAAGAGGAGAAGGGACGAGGAGGGGGGAGGUGAGAGGGAAGGCGAGGGGAUUAGGGAGCUUGAAGGGAAAGAGAUGGAUGAUGAGAAGCGAGGGGAGCAGGGGUUUGGAGGAGAAAGGAGAACGGGAGGACGGGAGAAUCUGGGAGGGGAAGCGAGGGAGCAGCAGCGCCAGCAGCAACAGCAGCAGCAAGGCAGGGAGGAUUCAGGCGUGGGGAAGGGUGAAGCUGCACGAGAUGCAUUUGCGGUGCUGAUGGGGAGGGGCAGGAAGAGAAGGGCCGAUCACCAGGCCGCUGAUCCAACGGCUCAGAUGGUGCAAGAGAUUCGCAUGCCUACAGGGGAUGGUGGUGAUGGUGGUGGUGGCGGCAGCACAGCUGCUGCUGCCCGUGCAGCUGCAGCUGUGCAGUUGAAAGCAGCGGCCGCAGCAGAGAGAGGGGCAACAGCAGCGGAGGCAAGAGCAGAGUUAGACGCACGAGCAGCAGCGCUAGCACGAGCAGUGGCAGAAGCAGCAGGGAAAGAAUCCUUUGACCCUGCAGGCAGGCCAGAAGGCGCCAUGGUAGCGCAAGCCCCCUCCCCAACCACCGUUAUGUCUUUCACCACCUCUACCACCCCUAGCAGUGACACUGGCACCGCCUCCACCUCAGCUGGGGCUGACUCCACGUCAGCCAGAGCUGAUUCCACGUCAGCGGGAGGCGAGAGGGGGUUUUGGUCGCGUGGGGACAGCUCAGCAGCUGCUGCGGCUGCUGCUGUGGCGACAGGUGCUACUAGCGAAGGCUGGGGGGUUGGGGGGUCGUAUGGGAGAGGGAGUAUGAGGAGGGAAGGGCGUAGUGAUCAUAGGGAGAGGGAAGUGAGACGAAGGGAAGGUGAUGGGAGUGAGUUGGGGGUUCGAAUGGGUGCUGAGGAGUUGGCCAGGGUAGGGAUGGGGGCGGAUGGGGGAGGUGAUGCUGCUCGUGCGUAUGAGGGAGAGGAGGUAGAGAGGGAUGCCCGUGGGCUGAACAGAAGCGGUGCUGAUUUCGCUCAUGCUCAUUCUCAUGGUGCCGCCGCCACUGCUGCUAAUGCUGCUGCUGUUGGUGGUGCCAGCGGAAAUGACGAUUUAGCACCACUUGGGGCAGGAUCAGCAGCAGCAGAAGAGUUGCCAAGUGCUGCUGAUUCCCCACCAGCGGCUCAGGUGCCCUCUGUGGAUCUCCAGGUGGUAACAACAGAGCGCCAGGUGCCUCUAGCAGAAGCUCAGGUGCCAUUAGCUUCAGCAGGACACUUCACUACACCACCAACACACGCCUCAGGACCAACAUCAGUCUCCCUCCAGCCCACUAGAGCCGAGGCUGUGGCGCAGGCUCGGGCCCAGCCAGGGUCCGAGGCUCGGGCCGAAGGUGGAGCUCAGGGUAGGGCCCAGGCUGGGGCGGGCAGGGAGAUUGGGGCAGCAGCACACUCACGGCCAAUCUCAGCCCCUGCUCCUCCUCCCCGCCCUCCCCUUCCCCGUGCUCCUGGGGAGCUGGACCGGGCAGGAAUUGCAGGCAGGCAGGCAGCAGGAGAGGCACGGUUGGGCUCUGUAGCAGGGGGGGCAGGGGAACAGGCCCUUGGCGUGUGGGUGGGCCGGGGGAGGGCAGCAUUUCGACCGAAUCUUGAUAGGGUGGCAGAGGAAGAGGGACGAGACGGGGGGGUGGACAGGGGCGGGAAUGGGGGGAAUAGCGGAUAUGGCGGGGGUAGGGGAGAGCUGCUUCCCCAGCGAAGGGGGUUGGAGGAGGGGAGAGGCGGAGGAGUGGGGGCAGGGGGAGGAGGAAGGGCAAGUGACUUGCGAGGAGGAGGAGGGAGCGCAGGUGGAGCAGGGAGCGGAGGGGGAGGAGGAGGCGGGGGAGGGGGAGGCGGCAAGCGAAAGGAGGGGCAUGGGGGGGCAGAAGGUUCCUGGAAGCACGCGCUGAGGGACAUUGCAAUGCGGCCUGAGAGGCACGGCGAUGUGGUGCUGUUUGCCGAUGCCUCCGUGGUGGUCAUCCGCGAUAAGUACCCCAAGGCCCGGCACCAUCUGCUGGUGAUCGCACGAACGGACGGUGUGGAUCGCAUCAUUGACGCCACAGCGACAGAUCUGCCGCUGCUGCGCCACAUGCUGACAGUCGGGCAGCUAUGGGCGGCACACUCCGUUUCACCCUCCUCCUCCUCCAACCCCACUCUGGGAUCCGGCAAUUCACCCACCCCCAGUCCUGCCUCUCACGCUGCACCACAACAAGUCAACUUGCCACAGAAACAACCUGAAAAGUCUCCUGAUGCUGCGGCUCCAGGAGUGUCAGGUGAUCGGCCAGGGGGGGGUCCAGGCAGUGAAGGCGAGCAUGCGAUGGAGAAGGCUCUGCCUGGGAAAGGAGGGCUGGGUGUGACUAUAACGAGGGGCCGGGGACCAGGUGUGACAACAGCAGGGUCAUUGCCUCCUCAGCCUCUGCGCUUCCGCUUUGGCUUCCACCAGGUGCCAUCCAUGCAUCAGCUGCAUCUGCACGCCAUAAGUCAGGACCUGGACUCGCCCCAUCUGAAGCACAAGAAGCAUUGGAACUCCUUCGCCUCUCCUUUCUUCCGGGAUGCACUUCAGGUGAUUUUCCAGAUAGAGCAGCACGGCCAUGUGCUACCAGCUCUGCCGACCACCCAUAUCUCCUCCUCUGUAGCCGGCCAGAAUCUCUUCCCAGGCUCGGGUGAAACCUCCCCCAGGGCUCCCCCCGUUCCUCCAGAGGCAGGAGCGGGAAAAGGGAGUGGUGCAGCUGCAGCAGAGGGUGCAUCUGUAGCAGAGGGUGCAGCCGUAGCAGCAGCAGAGGCAUUGGGUGGGCUGGCCAUAGCAGGUGAUGGAGAGGGUAAGAGUGGAGAGAGGGUGGUGGGUGAGGAAUCUCGAACAGCUGUAGCAGGUGGUGCUGUAGCAGGCAGUGAUGUUGCAGCACGAACACGGUCAAGAUUGGGUGCUUCCGAUGAGCUUGUAGGAGCCUUGGAGAAAGAGGCUCGGCAUCUGCUUCGGCAUGAGCUUCGGUGCCACCGGUGCCGCAGCGUACAGCCGAAUCUCCCGAGGCUGAAGACGCACAUCCGCACCUGUUCUGCACCCAUGCCAGGUUCCCAAGUUGGUCUGGAUAGCAGUGGUGGUGAUGUGGCUGGUGGUAGCAGUGGAGGUGGAGGGGGGUCAGAUACUAGAGACUAG
Messenger RNA from Closterium sp. Naga37s-1, 5421 nucleotides. The record is from the annotation of a GenBank genome assembly. NCBI's taxonomy places the organism in Eukaryota, Viridiplantae, Streptophyta, Zygnematophyceae, Desmidiales, Closteriaceae.